CAAAAGAGAUAAUGCUCGCUAGCUUUCGUUUCUUGUCUUCUAUCAUCAUAUCUUAGAAAACAGAACCAUGUGAAUAGAGUGAACCAACUCUUCAAUACAAACCUUGAAUCUGAGCAUCUAUUUGUUUCUCAGAAGCUUCAAAUUUCAAUUUAAAGACACAAGAAAUGGCUUUGUUCAGAGGUCUCUUGAGUGCAAAGAGAAUCAUUGGCCUCUCUGUAGGGGCUUCAAGCAAAAGGACAGUUUCAGCGCCAAAGGGGUUUCUUGCAGUGUACGUUGGUGAAGACCAAGUCCAGAAGAAGAGAUAUCUUGUGCCAGUAUCGUUCUUGAAUCAGCCUUCUUUUCAAGCUCUUCUAAGUAAAUCUGAGGAAGAGUUUGGAUAUGAUCAUCCAAUGGGUGGAUUAACCAUCCCUUGUCCUGAAGACACCUUUAUCAACGUGACUUCUCCGCUUCAGUGAUGAUGUUCCACAAGAAGAGAACACUGACAUUAGUUAGAGAUAGAAUCAUUCAAUGUAUAUAUGUUAACCCUUUCCUCUUUCUUUGUCAAAGAGAGUUGUUUCAAGAGGUUACGUAACUCAAAAUGUUUUAUGCCAUAUUUCUAUGUAAAGACCAUGGUUUCAUUUACACAAAUUGCAAAAAGUUUUCUGAGAAAUUUGUCAUCAUUCUUGCAUUCACAAUUGUCUAUGUAUCUAUAUUUGUAGCACGUGAAUGUUAUGAGACCCAUACA
Molecule: messenger RNA, 724 nt
Organism: Brassica rapa (field mustard)
Lineage: Eukaryota; Viridiplantae; Streptophyta; Magnoliopsida; Brassicales; Brassicaceae
Product: auxin-responsive protein SAUR24
Biological process (GO): response to auxin
Source: RefSeq, a predicted model, not a curated record